UGAGCUUUGAGGAAGUACUUUUUUGUAAUAUUACCACAACUUACAAAUCUUAAAUAUGACUGGUCGUGGAAAGGGAGGAAAAGGAUUGGGAAAAGGAGGAGCCAAGCGUCACAGGAAGGUUCUUCGUGAUAACAUCCAAGGUAUUACGAAACCUGCAAUUCGUCGUCUUGCUCGCCGAGGUGGUGUCAAACGUAUUUCUGGAUUGAUUUACGAAGAAACUCGUGGCGUGUUAAAAGUCUUUCUGGAAAACGUUAUUCGUGAUGCAGUCACGUACACAGAGCAUGCCAAGAGGAAAACCGUAACUGCUAUGGACGUCGUCUAUGCGCUUAAACGCCAGGGACGUACUCUUUAUGGAUUUGGAGGUUAAAUGGUGCAGUGGCGCAGAUACUUGUCAUCUUUUGACAAUGAUAACGGCCCUUCUUAGGGCCACUAUAUUUAUCUUAAUGUAAAGGAAUAAUAUCUCUGAUCAUAUUUUAUGUUAAAGGAGGGAGGUAAGGUAAAAUUUUCGAAGAAAUUACUUUCUUUUUUCAUAAAAAGUUAGUAUAAUAGAUGUAGGAUAUUAACAAAUUUUUAACCCCUUGAGCUUGAGGCCCUUUUCGUUCAGGCGAACCAGCAACUCGAGAACAGUCAGCUGCUCGAGAGUAAUCAAACGUUCGAAAGUAGUAAGUAAAAAGCUGUCAACUGCUCCUCCGCUAAUUUCAUGAAUUUCUUACAAUGAAUGUAAUUUUAAACAUAAUAUUCAUAUUUCUGUUGAACAAAUCCUGCGAUAAGCCUAUGAAAUAAAAUAUCAUAGAAUACGAUAGGCAGUAGGUUUCGUUUACGUCUUUCGAGUGUUAGACAAUACUUGUGUAAAUAUGAGAUAACAGAAAAACAAUAUUUCUCAAAAACAAAAUUCAUUAGGCUUAACCUCAUUACAACCCUUCCCAAAAACAUAAGCUUUUUCAUUGUGUACAUUGUGUCGAGCGAUACAAUACAUUUGUACCUCAGAAGAUGACCUACAAAACCGAAAUAAAUACCGUUAUUGCUCAAUCUACCGCAUCGAUUUGAGUGGUGCCUGAGAGGCACCGCUGUAAGAGCUAAAAUUAUUGUAUACGAUUCCAAAAAAGGACAGUUUUAAAGUUAUUACAGAAUACAUUAGUCAAGGUAAAAGCCAGUGUUGCUGUUAGUUCUAGUUAGUUGGUUUAAUUUUGUAGUUUAUUUUGUACGGAUGGCUUUGACAACGAAUGAAUUUAAGUAAUAGUUUUUUUGAAGUGAAAACUUAGAAUCGGGGUGAUUUAAAAAAUUGAAACUCUGUGGUGAACGGUGGUGAAAUGGAAGUAAGAA
This is a messenger RNA of Polistes dominula (European paper wasp), 1323 nucleotides long. RefSeq names its product histone H4. Gene Ontology annotation, cellular component: nucleosome. Gene Ontology annotation, molecular function: DNA binding; protein heterodimerization activity; structural constituent of chromatin. Lineage: Eukaryota; Metazoa; Arthropoda; Insecta; Hymenoptera; Vespidae. The record is from RefSeq and is a predicted model, not a curated record.